UGAUCGAACCUUAAACCCUAAUUCAUCAUUUUGAUUCUUUUUCCAUUUGGUUCAUUCUUCGAAUUCCAGAUUCGUCUCUAACCAUGAGCGCAAUCUAUCUCCUCCGCAAAAUCUCCACGAAAACUCCUUCACGAUUUCACAGAAGCCUCUUCUUCUCAACUUUCUCCAAAGAAUCAAAACCAGAUUCAUCACGAACAAACUCAAUUCGCCAUUUAUCAAUCCAGAGAUUCUUCCCUUCGUCCAUUUACCGUUUUCCCCAAUCAAAAAUUUUACCAAAUCGAAAAUUCUCCACAUCCGUUGAAACCAAUUCCAGUGACAAGAGAAUUCAUGUUCAGAGUGGUGUAAUUUUAGAAAGGAUACACAAAAACGAAGAAGAAGAAACUGUUUCUAAAGUAAAUGUAGAAACUGAGAGAGUUGUGAGAGAAGAGAGUGAAGCUGAGAAAGAAGCGUGGAGGAUUUUGGAAAACGCUGUUGUUAGGUAUUGUGGUUCGCCGGUUGGGACUGUGGCGGCGAAUGAUCCUGGAGAUAAGAUGCCUUUGAAUUAUGAUCAAGUGUUUAUUAGAGAUUUUGUGCCUUCUGCUUUAGCGUUUUUGCUUAAAGGUGAAGGUGAUAUUGUUAGGAACUUUCUUCUUCAUACAUUGCAGCUUCAGAGUUGGGAGAAAACUGUAGAUUGUUACAGUCCUGGACAGGGUUUGAUGCCUGCGAGUUUUAAAGUUAGAACCGUGGCGCUUGAUGAAAAUACUACGGAAGAGGUUUUGGAUCCGGAUUUUGGUGAAUCGGCUAUUGGUCGUGUUGCUCCUGUCGAUUCUGGUUUGUGGUGGAUUAUUCUCUUGAGGGCAUAUGGAAAGAUAACUGGAGAUUUCUCAUUACAAGAGAGGAUAGAUGUUCAGACAGGGAUAAAGCUUAUCAUGAACUUGUGUUUAGCAGAUGGAUUUGAUAUGUUUCCUACGCUUUUGGUCACUGAUGGUUCUUGUAUGAUUGAUCGUCGUAUGGGUAUCCAUGGCCAUCCCCUUGAAAUCCAAUCGUUAUUCUACUCAGCACUCAGAUGUUCCCGUGAGAUGCUUUCUGUUAAUGAUAGCUCCAAGAAUCUUGUAAGAGCCAUUAACAAUAGGUUAAGUGCUCUGUCCUUUCAUAUCAGAGAGUAUUACUGGGUGGACAUAAAAAAGAUCAAUGAGAUAUACCGUUACAAGACAGAAGAGUAUUCCACGGAUGCUACUAACAAGUUCAACAUCUAUCCUGAGCAAAUUCCUCCAUGGCUCAUGGACUGGAUUCCCGAGCAAGGUGGAUAUCUCCUCGGGAACCUACAACCUGCACACAUGGAUUUCAGAUUCUUCACGCUUGGGAACUUUUGGUCUAUUGUUUCCUCAUUGGCUACACCAAAGCAGAAUGAAGCUAUAUUAAACUUAAUUGAAGCUAAAUGGGAUGAUAUUAUUGGGAAUAUGCCUCUUAAGAUUUGUUACCCUGCAUUAGAGUACGAUGAUUGGCGUAUAAUAACUGGAAGCGACCCAAAGAACACGCCUUGGUCGUAUCACAACAGUGGAUCCUGGCCCACACUUCUUUGGCAGUUCACAUUAGCAUGUAUGAAGAUGGGCAGACCAGAGCUAGCUGAAAAGGCUCUUGCAGUGGCUGAGAAGAGACUGUUGGCUGAUCGUUGGCCAGAGUAUUACGACACCCGAUCUGGCAAAUUCAUUGGAAAGCAAUCCCGGCUCUACCAGACAUGGACAGUCGCCGGAUUCUUGACUUCUAAACUCCUCCUAGCAAAUCCAGAGAUGGCGUCGCUGUUAUUCUGGGAAGAAGAUUACGAACUUCUGGAUAUCUGUGCCUGUGGUCUCCGAAAAUCUGACCGGAAGAAAUGCUCCCGAGUUGCUGCCAAGACUCAGAUUCUCGUUCGAUGAGUGCAAAACACAGUCUCUUUUGCUUCUCUAAACAUCGAACGCAAUAAGCUUUUUUAGGCUAU
Arabidopsis arenosa is the source of this 1957-nucleotide messenger RNA. The record is from the annotation of a GenBank genome assembly. NCBI's taxonomy places the organism in Eukaryota, Viridiplantae, Streptophyta, Magnoliopsida, Brassicales, Brassicaceae.